AUGAGCAAAGACAAUCUGUUUUAUUAUUUUCGCAAAGUUAACCUUUGGGAGUUGGAAAAGAAAGAUAAGUCUGCCGAACUCGAAGGGCAUUUAUUAACAAUUUUGCCUACCGAAGUAAUUAAUAAAAUUGAACAAAUAGAAAUUUCCAAAGAUCAACAAGAAAAAAAUUUGGCAGCCGUUGGUUUUUCAAGAAUUAAUUUGCAAUUUUUUGCCCAAAAAAAAGCUGGUGGCUCAGCGAAAACUAAUCGCUCCCAUGAUUCAAUUUCCAAAAGGCGGGGGAUUAAAAAACACGAUGGAGAAACAGUAAAAGCCGGGAUGAUUUUAUUUCGUCAGUUAGGCAACAAGAUUAAAGCUGGGUCAAAUGUGGGAACGGGAGGCGAUUGGACACUUUUUGCUUUAAAAAAAGGAACAGUCAAAUACUACAAAGGUCGAGAAAAGAAAACUUUUGUGAAAAUCGUUCAAAGGCAGGAUAGCUCAAAGAACAAAGGUGAACCACUAUUGGCUGAAUUUGAAAAAAUCCCCGAGGGAGAAGAAGUGCGAGAAUUGGGCUCGGGAGAAUUUGAAAAGGGUGGUUGCUACCACAAAGAAUGCUAUACAAAAAUGAUUGACCCCAAAAAAGAAUUACCGGCUCACAUCUUACCUUAUUUAUUACCUUUUUUUGCGGUUAAGACACUUAUUCGGGAAGAUUCUUCGCUUUUGGAAUCUUUGCCCAAAACUUCGCUUAGCCAAUCCUUCUUGCCAAUAGACAUUCGCCAAAAAUUUAUCUCUUAUCUCGACGAAAAGGAGUUUCUUCCUCUUUGUACCAGCGACAGACUAUUCUACGGAAUUCUGCUCACUCGGUUAAAGGAUUUUCUCCGGCGAAUCGAAUUGAAAUUUUCUUUCAGCAGCAAGUCAGUCGUCAACAAAAAUGAUUUUACGGAAUUAAAAACUUGUUGCGAACAAGCAUUAUUUUAUUCAAAUAAGCCCUCCCGCGAAAAAUACGAAGUGCGAUUAGAAGAAGAAUUACAAGUCAUUAAUAAAUUAGGCUAUACCCGCUAUUUUCUUAUUUUUAACGAUAUUGUUAAUGGCUUACGCCAGCAAAAUGUUAUUGUCGGUCCCGGGAGGGGGAGUGCCGUUUCUUCUUUGGUGGCUUAUCUUUUAGGAAUUACCAAAAUUGAUCCCUUGGAAUAUAAUCUUUUUUUUGAAAGAUUUUUAAACGAAAAAAGAAAAUCCCCGCCGGAUAUUGACAUUGAUGUCGAAAACCAAAAAGAAGUAAUUAAUUAUUUACAAAACAAAUAUGGUCAAGACCAAAUUGCCCGCGUGGCUACCCGCCAAAAACCAAUUACUGAUGAAAAUCAAUUAAAAGAAAUAAUGAGUUGCGUAAAAGAUGAGGUUCUGAAAGAAGAUUUAAAAACCAAAGCCUUGCAAGCCAAAUUUCCUUUUCUCUUUAAUUGGGCGAAAAAAAUCAAAGACUUUUAUUUUAAUAGUUCUCUUCAUGCUUCUGGCUUUGCUAUUUCGGAAAACAAAAAAAAGUCUUUAACACAAUUGCUUCCUCUCCAACAAAAUAAGGAUUGUUUAGUUAGUUAUUACUCGGAAAAAGAUUUAAAUCUUCUCGGUUUAAAAAAAUAUGACUUUCUCAAUUUGACCAGUUUAGGAACUUUACGGGAAAUCAAAGAAAUUUUGGGUAAAGAACAAUUACCAAAAUACUUGGUGCUGAUUUUGGCUCUUAAUCGUCCCGGAGCGAGAAAAAACAUUGAAGUCAUUCGGGAGAAGAAACUAAAAGGUCAAAAAGCAAUUUUUUCUUCGCCGGUUCUUAAUCAAAUUCUCGCGGAAACUUAUGGUUCGCUGGUUUUUGAAGAACAAAUUAGCCAAAUUUUUGCUUUCGUUUUUGACUGUUCUUUCGCCGAAGCGGAAAUCUACCGCCGUAAUUUAACCGAAAUUAGCAAACGCGGAACAACUACUUAA
Messenger RNA from Entrophospora sp. SA101, 1944 nucleotides. NCBI's taxonomy places the organism in Eukaryota, Fungi, Glomeromycota, Glomeromycetes, Entrophosporales, Entrophosporaceae. The record is from the annotation of a GenBank genome assembly.